AUGCUGCUUUUUGAGCUACUCCACUGGUCUGAUCAGUGGGCAUCCUAUGACGACGAUGAUAACUACAAGCUCAAGAUCGAGUUCGCUCAGAAGACCUGUUUGGGUGGUGUCAUAGUCUGGGCCGUCAGUCAUGAUACCGCCGAUGGCAAAUCUACCAACACCCUUGCCGGGUGGGCGCCUCAGUCCAAAUCAAUGAUACUCUGGGAGGUGGAUAACGAUGUCGUUACAACUAGUCGCUCUGAUCCUGGCCACAGAGAUGGCGAGCUGAUGCUCGAGGAAAGAGUUUGCGAGGAUGGCCUGCUCCAUACCCUUUGCUGCUCUAAAGAGGCUGUGCCCAAAUGUGGCUGGUACACCCAUAACAAUGGCAAGUGUGAUUCCACGUGCCCAAAUGUCAUGUUUGAGGUUGGGCUGACCACUACUGCAUGCAGCAGCGGCUACCAAGCUGCUUCUUGUGAGAAGGUGAAAGAUAGCACCAAGCUUUAUGUUGAUCUUCUGCAAUGGUUAGACCACUUCCCGGGCAACUGUGCUCUUGGGGAUUGUCUCGCAAACGGUGGCUCCAAGUCCGAUAUAUUAGUCGAGGAGAGAGCUGGCAGUGGCGAUGCCAUGUGCUGGGCAACCGAAAUCGACGUUUGGAAAAACACAUGGGCUUUUCCCAGUCGCAAGCUGUGCUGUGGCUCCGAUGUCAAGGAUGGAAACUGGGAGGACUGCGACUGGUAUGGCUCAAUUUGA
Messenger RNA from Penicillium antarcticum, 729 nucleotides. RefSeq lists its product as uncharacterized. The coding region runs from base 1 to 729 and encodes 242 amino acids. Lineage: Eukaryota; Fungi; Ascomycota; Eurotiomycetes; Eurotiales; Aspergillaceae. The transcript is spliced from 2 exons. The record is from RefSeq and is a predicted model, not a curated record.